This is a messenger RNA of Patiria miniata (bat star), 4679 nucleotides long. Its product is annotated as band 7 protein AGAP004871-like. The transcript has 9 exons. Bases 131 to 1057 code for a protein of 308 amino acids. Gene Ontology annotation, cellular component: plasma membrane. The record is from RefSeq and is a predicted model, not a curated record. NCBI's taxonomy places the organism in Eukaryota, Metazoa, Echinodermata, Asteroidea, Valvatida, Asterinidae.
CGGCAGAUUGUAAUAAAUUAGCAUCCGUAAUCAUGGAGUAGUGUACCGUGGUUAUGCGGCAAAAAUAGAUCUCGUGUUUACAGCACAUUGUAAGUGAGCGGUUAGGGCAUCACUGGUCGUGGAUCGCUUCAUGUCGAAUCGGGUCACUCCGGAACCCCCGGAAAACGUGGAACUGAUGGAUUCGAACAACCGAAAACCCUCUAAGACGACAGGAUAUGAUGGAGGUUACUCCACGGUUCCUGAUCAUCGGGCUGAAGUCAUUGGAGCCGGUGAGCCCGAGGGAGGCAUUGGCAUCUGUGGAUGGAUCCUGACUGUUCUCUCUAUGGUGAUCGUGAUCUUCACAUGCCCAUUUUCACUCUGUGUCUGUAUUAAGGUGGUUCAAGAGUAUGAGCGGGCUGUCAUCUUUCGUCUGGGUCGCCUCUUGCCGGGAGGCGCAAAGGGUCCAGGAAUCUUUUUCAUACUCCCCUGCAUUGAGAGUUAUACCAAGGUGGACCUCCGGACAGUCUCCUUUGACGUGCCGCCUCAAGAGGUCCUGACCCGAGACAGCGUGACGGUAUCGGUAGACGCCGUGGUCUACUACCGUGUACAGAAUGCGACUAUAUCCAUUGCCAAUGUGGAGAACGCCAACGCCUCCACCCGCCUGCUGGCUCAGACCACGCUGCGUAAUGUGCUGGGCACUAAGAACCUAGCUGAGAUCCUAUCUGAUAGAGAGGGCAUCAGUCACUUCAUGCAGUCCAGCUUGGAUGAAGCAACAGAUCCCUGGGGCAUCAAGGUGGAACGUGUCGAGAUUAAGGACGUGCGCCUGCCGGUUCAGCUCCAGCGUGCCAUGGCGGCAGAGGCAGAAGCAGCCAGGGAGGCCAGGGCAAAGGUCAUUGCCGCUGAGGGGGAACGGAACGCCUCCCGAGCUCUGAAGGAGGCAUCUGAUGUCAUCGCUGAAUCACCCAGCGCCCUCCAGCUCCGCUACCUACAGACACUCAACACCAUCUCGGCGGAGAAGAACUCGACCAUUAUCUUCCCACUGCCCAUUGACUUGCUGAGUUCAAUGGUCCAUAAGUGAGGAUGUGUGCGAGUGCGUCAUCUUUUUACGUCAGGACAGCAGUAAGACACGACAGCUACUAAGGAGAGACAGGACAAACAUUUGUCAUAUAUUCGUGGCAAAUUGGAUCAAAUAUUCGUCAGUACUGGAUUUUUGUUCAACAGAGAUUCGUUUUCAUGAGAUAUGUUUUCAGUAUUACACAAAGCCAGUAAGUUUGAGUGUGGGGAGGGGUGCGAAUAAACUAAAAAAUGUUACUUUAAGACAUAUAUGUCAUCAUCAACUUUGUAGCCAAAACAGAAAUGUUAUAAUUGCGACCUGUAUGUGUGAGAGACCUGUUGAGGGCCAAAAUUUCGGAUCUUUCAGACGCUUAUUCUUUUUAAGGCCAUUUGGGUUAAAGUUGUUCUUCCCACGUUAUUUUCAAGUUUUACACCCCCUUCCAAUUUUUUUUUCUGGCAACACAAAUGAUACUAACUUACGAGACAUCGAGAAGAAAAGGGAAAAAAUGCCUCACGUUUAGUAAUGGAAUAUUUACUUGACAAAAGUCGAAUUAUUUGCGGCUUGACAAUCAUUCAGGCAUAUCUUUUCGUGCACUGUGGUUGCAAACUUUACCAAAAAGAAGCACAUUUUCAGAGGGAUGCAACGUCCAAACGAGAGAAAAAAAGAAUAGUUUUCCCAUAUUAAGAAACAUACAGGCACAAACUGGAAGUUUGUGCCUGUCCAAGGGUAAAGCUCAUCAGAUUUUUGUGCAGUAAAUGGUAUACGGUGUAAGUUCACAGGAGAUGCCAAAUUUUCUACGGGCAGAGAUAUUAUCUUUUUCUCAACAAAUGGUUUUGUAAGAUAUCUACACGGAGGAAAAUUAAUUAGGAGUUGGUACGGCACUUUAUAGCAGAGGGGAGUAUCGGGAAGGCAGCAAAUGAUAAACCUUGAAUAUUUUUGUAAACGAACAAGUUUUCGGUUGUGCAAUUUCAGUUUUUAACAAAUUGAGGUUUAAAUAUAUUUACCUUGUCUUGUAUUUAUAAUAUAAACAUUGUCAUUUUCAGUAUAAUUUAUUUACGUGUACAUUUCAAAAUAUACAUGUCUUUAGUUGACAUCUUGUUCAAGUUGACAUCUUGUUCAAGUGUAUAGAUGCAGAUUUUUAUGCCACUGUAAUAGAGAUAUAAUUGAGAUAUUUUUUAGAAACAUAUCAAUAUUUUAGUAAUCUAUAUAGGCCUACGUGCAUCCGGUUGUGUGUUUGCAUCAUUGUAUUAAUUAUGUACGCGCAAUAUAUUUACAUGUAACGCAAAUUCAUGUGGGUAUUUAGAGACUUGCCAAGGUAUUGCUUAAUUUAAAAGGGAACUUCAGUGUUAUUUAGUAGAAAAUGUAAAUUUGCAUGUGUGUAUUUUGCCGUUAUUGUAACUCAUUCAAAAUGGUGUGCAAUAGUUACUGGUGUUAUUUGAAGCUGGAAUCCAAGGGUAAAGCUCAUCAGAUUUUCGUGCAGUAAAUGGUAUACGGAACGCUAAAGUAAUCACGUUUAUUUAAGUAAUAUAUGAUAGUUUGUUCGAUCGAUGGAUACACUUUAAGUUGACUAAAAAAAACACAUUUCGCACCUUGGCUGCUUGGUUGCUUGUUAGUUUUUGGUGAAAAACUGACCACAUUUUAACUUCUUGUAUUAUCAAAAAGGCUGGUUCAUAUAUAGGGAGUCCCCCAAAAAACAUCGAACCCAUAAAGUGCCCUCUUUUUCACAGCUUUAAAAAGCAUCAGUCAAAUGUAUUUUGAGUUGUCCAUAAACUUUUUUUUAGCUAUAAUGCACUGAAAACAUAGUUUCAAUCGGUUGAAGACUUGUCGAGUUGUGGCUAAUUAAACAAAGAUACUACUUUUUCAUUUUGUCCACGGCGUCCGAUGUUUGACUGAUGUUUGACUGAUGCAAUGGGAACAAGGUCCGAAAUUUGCAUCCAUUAAACAACCAAGUAGAGGGCAGAGCAGAACACGGUAAAUAUCCAAGAACUGAAACAAAACAGUCUUUUUUUUCAGGACUACCAUAUCUUCCAAAAACAGGAAAUCACAAUUGCUAGAAAAAAAUCCAAAAAAUAUAAAAGAACCAAUAAAGAAAGAUCUUUAAAAAAAAUCAAAGAAAGUAAAACUACCGUCACCCCAAAUCCAUUGUGUUCCUAAUAAAUGACAAUAAUUAGGUCCGCGGACAAAAUGAAAAGGCGACACUUUUAUGAAACGGCCAUAACUCAAUAAAUGUUUUAUCGGAUAGGAAGGGUUUUUUUGUUGCUAAAAAGCUGAUGAAAUAUGCUUUUGGAAUAUGUACAUGUAUCAAUAUUUCUGAUAUAUUUUGAAAAGCUGUAACAAAGAAGGUGCUUUGAGGGUUCGGUGUUUUUUGGUGGGACACCCCGUACGUACCGCAAAUUAGAAUGCGUAGCGAAUUUGACAGAACAAAACAUUCACUUAAAAAUUCGCCGGAGAUGAAAUGUGCUCAACUUUUGCAAAUUCGCUGUGUGAAAACUUACCGUGACGACACAAAUUUGUAUUCGCAUUGGCUUUCGUGCCCAGCAUAAACCGGCCUUGAUGAUUUGGGCUGGGUUUUAUACAUUGCAUAAUACUCAAUGGGUAUAACGUCAGCUAUCAAAACCGUAAAAUGAAAGAGGCUGAACAUUUUUUUACAGUUUUUUUUAGGGACUUAUUAAGGCUACGUUAAAACUGUCGUGUUGGUGUUUAAUUGAAAUUAUGACAAGUGCCAAAAUUCUUCAAAAUAUCACAAGCACUUUUUCUAUUUUAAUAACUUAUAAAAAAUCGGGCUUUGCUGUUGGAGGAAAAAAAGUAACUUCAGAUUACAACAAGGUCAUUGGUACCAGUAAAGUGUCUACAUUUUUCUGUAAAGGUAUUAUUGUCAGUUUAAGAGUGACUUCGUGAGGUACAUAAUUAUGUAGAUGGAUGCUGCAAUAGUAACAUGACACUGCUUGGUAAAAAGUUGGUCAUUUAUGAUACAUGGUACUUCUGAAUUUUGUUAAUGUGUUGCUGUAUAUAAAAUUGAUGUGUUAAUAAUCAUGUCUUGUGUUCAUAUCUCAUUUAAUUGAAACUUGACACAAACUUUUGGAUUGAGGGUGUAUGACAAUUCAAAAGCCACAUGUCAGGCUGAUUGAGGCACAUGUAAUUAAGUUCUGGUUAGAGUGAUUUGUUACAAAAAGCUGUGCCGAGGCUUAUGUGCUUGUGUUACAGAAAAACUGUAAAUAAUUAAGAUUUUACAUGCAUGUUCAAUGUAAUAGUGGUAAGGUCAAACAUGCCUAAUAUUGGGUUCGAUUUGGAUUUCAAACUUUCUUUUGUGAUUGCUCAUCAGCAUAUGAGAUUUUCAUUGUUCUCUUGGAAACACUGUCAGUUAUAUCGACUUUCACAACUUGAAACAAUAAGACCUGUAUCAAUCCAUUAGCUGCACUAUUUUUUCUUUAUUUAGAAACGUAAAUUACAUGCAGCUGAAUAGCGAAAGGCUUUAAGUUUCCUGAAACAAUUUGUUUACUUCUUAUACCGGUGGUACCUUGUGUCUUCAGAUACAUACAUACAUUGCAUGAGUUUAAUAAUGCCACUUGUACAUACCCAUGGAAUAUGCUGUGUCAGUAGAUCAAGUUGUUAAAUUUGAUGCUACAAAUAAAAAAAAAGUAAACUA